UAAUUUCCCACCUUCCCUCUAUAUAUCCUUUGUAACGCGCACAAGGAAGCUAUUAUAUAUUUCAGUUUUGGUAUAUCUUUUCUUUAUAUACACAUGUCUUGAACAACUCCACAACGAGCAACGACAAGUUAAUUUCCCGACAAGCCGGAAAUGGAUAACCGUCGGUGGAUUCAUAGAAAGACGACCUAUGCGUCUCGUUCCGAAGGUUUACAGGUGACUAGCAUCGAGUGGAAGGCUGUGACUAUGUCAGAAGAAGAAGAAGAUCUCAUUUUUCGGAUGUAUAAACUUGUUGGUGACAGGUGGUCGUUGAUAGCCGGCAGGAUCCCGGGGCGUACGCCGGAGGUGAUAGAGAGGUACUGGCUUAUGAAACACGGCUUCUCUUUUGCAAACUUAUGAAGACAAGUUUAGUUAAUAAACGAUCAGUGAAGUUUGUGUUUCUAUAUCUUCCAAGGAAGACAAAAAUAAAAACAUUCUUAUUUCUUGUUUAAUCGCUCGUGUUUUCAUGAAGUAUAAUUAAAAUUGUAGUUGAAAAUUGUUUAUUAUUAUGACGCACUUUAUGUUUCAGAAGAACUCAGACGUACA
Messenger RNA from Camelina sativa (false flax), 582 nucleotides. NCBI's taxonomy places the organism in Eukaryota, Viridiplantae, Streptophyta, Magnoliopsida, Brassicales, Brassicaceae. The record is from RefSeq and is a predicted model, not a curated record.